GGAGUGUAGUAAUAAAUUAACCCACUAAGUGCAAUCUCUUUUGCCCUCAGAAUAUAACUUGAUCAUGCAUACAUUGAAUGGACUUAAAAAUGGAGUUAGAAUCUACAAAGGGUGCAGCAAUUUAUCCCUUUACAGGAUGUCCUGCAUAACACCUCAUACUUUGGCUGCCAAUGAUAAGAGAACAUGCUAUACAAAGGUACAUGGGGUGCAAAGCAUAGCUCCUUUAGUGCGUUCUGUAGAGGAGACACCUGAACCCAUUCCCACCCUAGUUAAAGGAACAAUCCCAAACUGGAUCCAUGGAAGUCUGCUUCGGAAUGGCCCGGGAAAGUUUGAAUUUGGGAAUCAGCAUUAUAACCACUGGUUUGACGGAAUGGCUUUGCUGCACCGCUUUCAGAUUGAGGGCGGCCAGGUGACUUACAGGAGCCGCUUUCUGCGGAGUGACUCGUACAAGCAGAACAGCGAGAGGAAUCGCAUCAUGGUGUCAGAGUUUGGUACUUUGGCCCUGCCUGAUCCCUGCAAAAAUAUUUUUCAGCGUUUCCUGUCCAGAUUUGAAAUGACAAAACCAACAGAUAAUGCCAGUGUCAACUUUAAUAAAUACAAGGGUGAUUAUUACGUCAGCACAGAGACAAACUUCAUGCACAGAGUGGACCCAGAGACUUUGGAGACCAAACAGAAGGUGGACUGGAGCAAGUUCUUGGCAGUAAAUGGUGCUACCGCUCAUCCACACAUUGAUCCAGAUGGCACAGCUUACAACAUGGGUAACUCAUAUGGGAAAAAAGGGACUUUCUACAACAUCAUCAUGGUUCCCCCUGAAACAGAAGGUCCAGAAGAUACUCUAAACGGAGCAAAGAUAUUAUGCUCUAUCGCCCCUCACGACAAAUCUAAACCCUCCUAUUAUCACAGCUUUGGCAUGUCAGAAAACUAUGUAGUGUUCAUCGAGCAGCCCAUUAAGAUGGAUCUGUUUAAGAUAAUGACCAGCAAGUUGAAGGGAAAAGCAUUAAGUGAUGGUAUUUACUGGGACCCCAACCAAGAAACCAUCUUCCACCUCAUUGACAAACAAACUGGAAAGGAGAGCCCAGUGAAGUAUCACGCCAAAGCCAUGUCCACCUUUCAUCAGAUCAACGCCUUAGAGCAGGAUGGAUUUCUUAUGUUAGACAUGUGCUGUUCUGAUGAUGGUAAUGCCAUAAACAACUACUUCAUCCAAAACAUGCGUCAAUCCGGAGAGGCACUGGAUAAAAUGUAUGACAGCAUAGGCCGGCCAUAUCCUCGUCGUUUUGUGCUACCUCUUAAUAUCACCAAGGACAUGCCGCUGGAACAGAACCUCAACACAAGAUGUGACAGCAAGGCUACUGCUGUCUGCCGUAUGAAAAAUCAGGUGUACUGCAUAUUUGAGGAUCUCCACGGUGAUGACCUGAAUGAUUACGGUGGUGUGGAGUUUCCACAUAUUAACUAUGCCAGAUACAACACCAAACCUUACAGAUACUUCUACGGUUGUGGUUUUCGAAACCUAGUGGGUGAUUCUCUAAUUAAAAUGGAUUUGGAAAGCAAAAAGUUUAAGGUAUGGUGUCAGCCCGAUCUCUACCCAUCAGAGCCUGUUUUUAUUCCUUCACCAACUGCUGUGGAAGAGGAUGAUGGGGUUAUCUUGUCUGUGGUUAUUACACCAACUAAGAACCAGAGUUCAUUUCUCUUAGUCCUAGAUGCCAAAACUUUUGAAGAGUUGGGAAGGGCUGAAGUGCCCGUCAACAUUCCCUAUGGAUUCCACGGAACCUUUGAUUCAAGUGUAUAAAGCUCAUUUGGGUAACUUCAACAAAAUAACCAUGAGCCACACCGAGCUUAUCACAACAGUUAACACACUGCUUACCAGUCUGUAAUAAUAGUACAGUUUUAACAGAAAACAGAAAAGAUCCACACCUCAUAUCCACAAUAUUAAACCAACAAAAUUAAAAAUUGUUCCUUACGUUAAUUGUUUUCAUUUUUAUUUAACAACUUAAUUUACAUUCAAAGACUGUCACUCACACAGAGAAAUGAAUUACAAAUUUGAAUUUUAUUAUUUUUAUUAUUCCACUUAAAAUUAAAGAUUAUAUUGCAAUUUUUAAAAUGUUCGCAAUUUAAUUUGUUUUAUCUUUAAAUAAAUGUAUUGAAACUUUAGCUUUAGCUUGUUCCAUAGGUGUGACAAAGGUAUAAAUUACAUUUUCCCACUGAAAAACAAGAGAGCAAAACACUAGAUUUAAAUGAAUGUAUCACAAAUACAUUAUUUUAUAUUGUUAUAUUCUGCCUGUUUACAUUUUUAUUUUAUGCAACAAUUCAACUUUUAUUUCAUUUAUAAUAUGUUGUACUCACUAAUGUAAUGAUCACAAAUAAACACCAAAAUUGUGAUUUACAAUUUUAUAAACAGGGCUUGUAUGCCAUCUGCUGGAUUUAAUUCAUACAAGCCAUUUGUACGAAAGCUUUCACGAUGUUUGAAAUCAGAUGAUAAAACAAAAGCCAAGUCAAGUGUACAGUGUUUUUGUCAUAGUUCAGUCUUAAACUGUUUUGUAAUUUUUGACAACAAUUCAACCUCAAAGAUUCAGAUAUCAAUAGUUCCCGGUAAGACACGUCAUAUGGCUCUAAUAUGCAGGUUUGCUGUAAAGAAACACAUCGCUUGGCUUUUAUCAGAAUCAGAAUCAGAAUCAGAAGAGCUUUAUUGCCAAGUGUGCUUGCACACACAAGGAAUUUUCUUUGGUGUUGGAAGCUUCUAGUACAGACAUUCAACACAAUGACAAUACAAUUGUUUUAACAGAAAACAGAAAAGAUCCACACCUAAAGGGUGUGGAUUAAAGGGUAUACAUAUUGUUUAAAUAUUGAAUUGGUUUUUAAUUUGUUACACAAUUCACCUUAAGUUGAUGACAUUGAUUUUUUUGAUAAAUUAUAACGUUCUCACUUACCUCCCAUUGUAACGAGUGUGAUUUUCAAAUCAUUAAUACUAGGCUAUAUGUAUUUUCUCAGCUCCCAGUCAGAAUCAGAUGACAAGAAAUCAGGGAGAGGACGACAUGUUUCAGAAUUAUGAUGAAGUCAGAGAAGACACAAAGUUUAGGAGCAGGACACACCAAAGGAUAGCUGUGACCUAAAGCUUAAAUUUAUUGUUUAAAUUUUGUGAAGUUUUCCAAGGAUCACAGACAAAGUCGUACUGUUAACCACAAGAAAUAUGAGAAAUGGUUAAGAGCAGGGAUAACAUGAGAAGAACAGGGACAUCUUUUGAAAUAGUAGUGAGCAUUUUUACUGUGUAUUGUGAGAAUUUCAUAUAGUCCAUUCAUUUUAAUCAUUUUAUUUUACAAUAUUCCAAUAUGAAACCUUAUUUAAAUCAAAAGCAUUUUUUGACGUAUUUAAUAGUUUUUGUAUUUGCAUUUUACCUGACAAUUUCUCUGUAUCAGUUAUUAUAAACAAGCUUACAUUAAUGGAUCACAUUUUGAAAAUAAAAUAUCUUUAUUGUCAUGUCACAGCUGCAUACAAAGACAUUUUAGUUACACACAAAAAAGUACACACAGUAAGAACUAAGAUAUGGAUGACUGCACAAGCACAUAUAAUGCAUAUUACGUACAGUACAGAAAUGUCAUAAGUAGCCUAUAUAUUUACGUUAUUUUUAUUUACAUUGCAGUUUGUACAAAUAAAACCAAAUGAAUGUAUCCAGUGUUACGUUUAUUCUUUAGCAUUAGCUAACGCUAGCGCUUUCACCAAUAGACCAUAUGAUCUUCAGUAGCUGACGUGCUGUGGCUCAAUCACAUCUGCACUCUUAAAGUGAUGACAACAAACUGUAGUACCAGUUAAGGUUUAAAUCCUUACGUGUAAUAAAGUAAAUCCAUGCUCAGAAAAUUAUUAAAUCUCUGUGAAGCUUCAUAAAACGGGACACAGCCAUGCCUGACGGAACCACAGUCACGUGUGUAUUUAAACGCUGCCAGGUCAUGACUGAACUAAAGUUUUGUAUUAUAGCACCAUUACAUGUUUAAUAUAUAGUAUUUUAACAAUACGAUGUAUUUCACUAAUCUAUAUUACACGUUAAUUCCCCCAAAAACGAGCGCUGGUAAAGCACAUUUGCUAUGGGUGAAUACAACCCGGAAGCUUUCCCGCCCCCUGAGAUUUUACCGGAAAUACGUAGGCAGCACGCCAUGCAUUGAGUGUAUUACUUAUUUUGUCCACAAGAGGACAGUAGAUACUCGUAGUAUGCGUUUAGUCAGUCACCUGACUGGUCUCAGCGUGUUGCAUAUGUACUCUGCACGACAAUUCAUGCAUUUACAAUACUUUCAUUAAGAAAUUCUGCAUUCAUUCAGUCUAUGUAGACUUCAUUUGAUCAGUGUGUGCAAUGUGUGUGUAUCUGUUCUUGCAUAUUAACAUUUCUCUGGCUCAGCUAAAUUGGGAGCUCUCAGAUUUCCCCUAAUCCCUGCACAUCAAACAGAAGGCAGAGCAAAGCGAGCAGAUGCAGACAGACAGGCACUGCUCUCCUGUGGUAUCUCGACCUGCCGGAUCUUCUUUCCCUAUACACAGUGCUGUUAUUGUCCGUGUAUGUGUGUUUGUGUGAGGGACACAGCUUGUGUUGUUUGUCCUGGUGUCUCUCCAUUCGGGGUUUUCGGGUUUCAAGAGUGGGCUGACUGGUGACAAGCAGAGAGUGGUCUGUGCACACUGAUGCUCAUGACCGCACAGACACACACAUAUAGACUUUAUAAUACAUAAUCUUCUAAUUUAACACACAAAAAACAUUGUGUCAUGAUCCACCCUGUGUAUAAUAUUAAAAUUUACCCUCACAAAUAAAACAACCUGACAAAAACAUAGCUCCACACUCUAGCUCUGUCUUUUUCUGAUUUCACUUAAUCCUAUUGAUACUGCCAUUAAAAAAAGAUUAAAGAAUAAGCGAACGAACGAACGAAUGACUGAACGAUGGAAAUGGCGGGAGGUAAACCAAUACACUAACCAGGUGGUGGCCACAACAAAGACAGCUGUGUGUAUGCAUAAAUGUGUGUGUAAGUGUGUGCGUCUUGCUGCCUUGCAAAUCCCACUCAGACACCUGCAUUCAAAGCUUCCCACUGCAGUACAUUCACAUCAAACAACUACCGACAUGCAGAGCGGAAACAGAGAAGAGAACAAAAGAUCGGGAAAGAAAGAGCAAGUAAAGAAAGAACUUGCUAAAAACUUUGUUAAUGCAGUCUGCUUUGAUUUUUUUCUGAUCAAACCUGAAAUUUUCAGAGUGAAGCUCCUUAAAUCACAAGUAAUGAAACAUUUAUUUAUAGUUCUAAAGGCUCACAAAAUGUUGCUGAAAUGAAAGAAUGUACCUACACCACAAUUACCUAAAAUGAUUUUGAAUGUAUUUGCAACAAAAUAUCAAACCUUGAAUGGUUGCAUUGUGGCAUCAGGUUGUGCAAGACCUUCUCAGAAACGUUUUCAUUUUGCUAUUUGCAUUUUUAAUCCAGUUCACUUCAAGUUCACACAUGGGUCCAGGGAGAGUUCACCACAGGUUCACCACACUAAAAAUAAAUUACCGGUUUGACAAGCAAAAUGCAUCCAAAUGGUUCAUUUUCAAGGGGUUUAUUUUUGAGCGGCUUCUCUAUUAUUAUUUUAUUAUUUAAAGCUUAAAACCGCUUUUGGGAAGUGUACUUGAAAUCUUCAAAAUACAUGACACUUGGUAUUAUUUUAUGCCACUUGGUACUGUGUUAUCUAAUCAUAUUAAGUGUUUUUGGGGCCACUGAUUAACAUUUACAUUUAUGCAUUUGGCAGACACUUUUAUCCAAAGCGAAUAACAUUACAUUAUAUUAUACAUUUUUUGUUUCUGAGUAUAUGUGCAAUCCCUGGGAUCACACAUGACCUGGGCGUUGCUAGCGCAAUGCUCUGAUCACUGAGCUUGGUCAGAUUGGUACCAAAACAAUUUUCACAUUUGAUAUAGAUCGUUUUGUUAAUGGAUACAUUUUGAGUCCAUUCAAAAUCUUGGUUGGUUCAAUUUAAAGAAAUGAAGUUACCUGCAUGGUUGCCUUAAAAUUUUGAGUUAAUUCAACUUAAAAAUAUUGUGAUUGUGUAAAAAGUCAAUCUCUCGUUGUGUGCACAUUAUGGUGAAAAAAAUUAUAACUUUUGAUAAUUAUGUAAAAAUAACUUCCGUCUUCCUUCAGACCAUGAACCAGAUCAAAAACACCAGAUUCACUACAUCACUCUAAAUGACAGUGGAACUUUAGGUUGCUUGAACUUUCACGAAAUGACCCUCUCCUCCCUAAGUAACCUGAGAACAUAACACAUACAGUAAACACAACACGUGCAUACUGUGUUUAUAAAGUGAGACUGAUUAAUUAUAUUAAAGAAACCAUUAAAAAAAUCUGAUCUGGUCCAAAAAUAGUAUAAAAGAAAAAUACACUGUUUAGAUAAAGAUAAAAAUGCGCACAAGUUUAACAUAUGACAUGGUAUUGGUUGCCAUCAAAUGAGGAUUUUCAAGGAAAUAUUUGCGUAGAUCUGUGCCCAUUGCCCUGUGCCUUACAUUUCCUGCUGGCGCAGGAGAAAACAAGUGUGCCCCUCCAAACAGACUGUAUUUCUGUUCGUUCCAUUUUGUUGGAAGCAAAGCUACAGCUGCACCCCGGUAUUCCACCCAGUUUAUGAUUGCCCACAGCAAUGACACACAGAAGACGGAUAACAAUAAACGGAUGACAAUAAACUGACUGUUUUUUAGCGAUGUUCAAUUAAGCUAUUGACAUUCAGAUGCUGAUGCAAAUUUCUACUUCACUUCUAUCAGCUAAUGCAAUGCUAAGAAUGAAUUACAGAGAACUUCAGGAAAAAGGGAAAUGACAUAUAGUUAACAUCACACCAAACGUUUGUUAUAAGUUAUGAAAACAUAAUCAAAAUGGGAAUAUGGAUCUAACAAAUGAUUUUUCUGUCUCCACAAAAACAACACACACUAUGGUGCAAUAUGGUUCAAUAGAGGACUGAACUGAAUUCCAGCGGGCAUGCUGACAAGCUAUCUAACGACAUGGAGCUCAAUGUUAUGGUUGCCAUAACAACGAUACAGAACAAUAGAACAUUUCAGUGUAGACACUACACCUAGCUUGUAGUGUUCAUUGCGUGAAUGACUGAUAAGGCCUAAUCUUCAAUAAAGACACUGCAGAAUUGUAGUUCAUUGAUUUAGAUUAGUUUUACAGAAGAAACUGGAUAGUGCAUGCACUGCUGUACACAUGCAGCAUGAAAUCACAAAAUGUAGAUGAACAAUGUCAAUUAAUUAUAUGUGUAUAUCUCAAUAUUCAUGCUUAAACAUGCCUGUCAAGCACAUUUCAUAAUAAUGCAUAACAGCAACACGGAGACAGAAACACACUCCUUACCAUUGUUUCAUCAAUACAUUUUACUCCCCGACUUAUUUUAACCCAUAAAACAUGUCUAACAUAUUAAUCAGGUCUAAAGUAUGACCCUCUCUCUCUCCCGUUGAUACCGGAGCACUCUGAUUGGAUAAUGGAGCUACUUCUUGUGACCAAUAAGGGAGGACUGCACCUUUUCUUUUCCUAGCAACAACAGCGGUUGUUUCCUUUCAGCACGACAUACACACUCCCGUAUGAACAAUCACAGAUUCACAGCUGUGCGGAGAGGAGCCAAAAAGCAAUACGUUUCUCUCUCUUCUUGUCAUCUUCCUCCGUGUCGUUCGACCCCUGCUGGAUUCUUCCUCCCUGUUCAUUGACUUCCCCCAUUUUCCUCUCACCUUUGGCUUAUCGCUCGUCCUCGUUCUUGUAUUUUCUAUAUUACCUUCUUUUGACUCUAUCUAUCCCACCUCUCUUCGUUUUAACGCACCCCACCCCCCAUCACUCUCUCUCUUGGCUGACUGUGUGUCUCUGGUAGGGACGCACACAGCCGGCUCCUGUUUCAGGCUCUUAAAGGAGCAGCAUGUUUUUCGUUUGACUGAAGGACUGGGCUGAGGGAUUCUGGGUAACAGCAUGCACUCGAUGACCCAGAGACAGGGAGAGGUACUGCACGGGGAGUCGCUGUGGAGCAAACAUCCCGCCAAAGACUCUCUCUCACACACACCUUGCUCAAACUGCAUUCCACCGAACAGGCUGUAGUUUAAGAACAGUCUAACGUUGUUUCUAAACCACU
Molecule: messenger RNA, 8082 nt
Organism: Triplophysa rosa
Lineage: Eukaryota; Metazoa; Chordata; Actinopteri; Cypriniformes; Nemacheilidae
Gene: bco2a
Product: beta-carotene oxygenase 2a
Exons: 13
Coding region: 65-1786 (573 amino acids)
Biological process (GO): carotene catabolic process; retinal metabolic process
Cellular component (GO): mitochondrion
Molecular function (GO): beta-carotene 15,15'-dioxygenase activity; carotenoid dioxygenase activity
Source: RefSeq, a predicted model, not a curated record